AUGUCAAGUUUGAGUCAAACAGCGUCCGAGGAAGCCGUUUUAUUAGAACGUGGUUAUAAAUUAACGAAAAAAAUCGGCGAGGGUUCUUACGCUAAGGUUUACCAAGCCGAUUACAAAUCGCAGUAUCGUUCGGUAAAGGAUUCCACGUUGGCUUGCAAGAUCAUCGACACAUCGAAAGCACCGAAAGAUUUCGUUCGUAAAUUUUUACCAAGGGAGCUUGAUAUUUUAGUUAAAUUGAAUCAUCCACACGUGGUACAUAUACACAGCAUCUUUCAAAGACGAACGAAAUAUUUUAUAUUCAUGCGUUUUGCUGAGAACGGUGACCUUCUCGAUUUUAUCCUAAAGAACGGUGCAGUGACAGAGAAUCAAGCUCGCAUAUGGCUUCGACAACUGACUCUUGGACUUCAAUAUCUUCACGAAAUGGAAAUCGCACAUCGUGAUAUGAAAUGUGAAAACGUAUUACUAACUACGAAUUACAAUGUAAAAUUAGCCGAUUUCGGAUUUUCACGAUACAUGAUUGACAAUCGUGGUAAACGUGUAUUAAGUGACACGUAUUGUGGUUCCUUGUCAUAUGCUGCACCAGAAGUUCUACGUGGUGCUCCUUAUAAUCCAAAACAUUCAGACAUUUGGUCUUUGGGUGUAAUUCUUUAUAUCAUAUUGAACAAAGCCAUGCCUUUCGAUGAGACCAACAUAAAGGUACUUUACGAACAACAAAUAUCACGUAGAUGGAAAUUUCGACGAAAAAUAGACGAAACGUUAAGUGAAAAUGCGAAGAAAACUGUUACCAAUCUUUUGGAACCUGACGUAAGCAAACGUUGGCAAGUUGAUCAGAUAUUAUAUUGCGAUUGGAUAGCAAUGGAUGAAAGAUUAUUGAUUUUGACACCUGCUGAACAAACUGCUCUUAAUAAUGCUAUAGAGGAACGUAAAAAGAACGAAGAGAAAUUUUCUAAGAAGAAAUCUCUGAGAAUCGAAAAGAAGAGUGAAAAGCAGCAAGAUAAUAUUAAAGAAACUGUCGAACAACAAGUCACCAUUUUAAAGGGUGCUACAAAGGCUAGAGCAUCAUCUCUUUUACCAACUGGUCUUUUUCAAAAACUCGAGACGUAAUCGAAUAUCAUUUGGUAUACAAGUACAAUUGGAAG
Polistes canadensis is the source of this 1139-nucleotide messenger RNA. RefSeq names its product testis-specific serine/threonine-protein kinase 3-like. Gene Ontology annotation, cellular component: cytoplasm. Bases 1 to 1104 code for a protein of 367 amino acids. The record is from RefSeq and is a predicted model, not a curated record. The transcript has 5 exons. Gene Ontology annotation, molecular function: protein serine/threonine kinase activity; ATP binding; tau-protein kinase activity. Gene Ontology annotation, biological process: intracellular signal transduction; microtubule cytoskeleton organization; protein phosphorylation. NCBI's taxonomy places the organism in Eukaryota, Metazoa, Arthropoda, Insecta, Hymenoptera, Vespidae.